Adelges cooleyi (spruce gall adelgid) is the source of this 1972-nucleotide messenger RNA. RefSeq names its product YEATS domain-containing protein 2 (gene D12). The transcript is spliced from 2 exons. Gene Ontology annotation, cellular component: NuA4 histone acetyltransferase complex. Bases 477 to 1277 code for a protein of 266 amino acids. The record is from RefSeq and is a predicted model, not a curated record. Gene Ontology annotation, molecular function: histone binding. Lineage: Eukaryota; Metazoa; Arthropoda; Insecta; Hemiptera; Adelgidae. Gene Ontology annotation, biological process: regulation of transcription by RNA polymerase II; chromatin remodeling.
UUUUAAUCUAUCAAUAAGUGUUUAAACUUUUAUAUCGACUUGAGUCUUGCAAGCUGCAGACUCAUCCAACUUGUAUUGACCAAUAUAGCCACAUGCCAUAAUAAAACAUUCAUUCAUAUAAAAAGUAAUACUAUACGGGUAACACUGAUAUUUUGGAGGUAGAAUCCAAACGAAUGCUUGUUAAUCAAUUUACACCACCGAUUAUCUGGCAUUGUCGACUAGUAGAAGUUGGAAUUGUUUGGUUAACAGAGUUGUCAGUUGAACGCUUUACCAAAUUUAUCAUAAUUACAGUUUUAUAAUAAUUAAAUGUUACAUUGUGUACUAGUAUUUAACUGUUUAGAUACUGUGUCUUACCAGAUCAACGUUGCAUAAAUGAUUGAAGAAAAUUCAGAGUAGAUUUGUGAUGAAAACUGAGUUCAUCAAUACAUUUUUGUGAAUAAUUUAAUAAGGGAAAUAUUUAAACAUAAUUCGGAAUAAUGGCGUCAUUGGAUGACACAAACGAAUUGAUGAGCCCCGAACAAAUGACACAGAUAAAAGCUGGAAUAUUAAAAAUAUUAAAGGAAGAACUCAUCUCGUAUAAUAGAGCGCGUGAAGAAGUUGAUCAAGCUAUCGAAGAAAGUGUUGGUCUGCUGAAAAAACUUCGAAGAAACGUUGUGACUUCACACUUUGCAAACAUGAAAAACAAUGAAAAUGGACAAAAGAAUCGUGUAAAAGAUGCUAUUCUUAAACAGCUAGAAGAUGAGGACGAAGCAAAAGACUUGAGUGUCUUUUUAAAAAGUCUUGACAAUAUGUCAUCAACUUCAGAAACUAUAAAUGAGCCAACUAUCAAGGUAGAGUUGUUGAGUAAGCCCAGUUCUUCUAAUCCUUCACCAUCAGUUACUUUUACUCCGCCGAUUGGACGCAUUCAUUUAGCCUACGUUAUCGGCAAUACUGUUAAAGUAAGCGGUUCUGAGAAUGAAAUGAAGUACAAAUGGACAGUAUACGUCCGCAAUUUGGAAGAAGGCAUCGACAAUUUAAUAUAUAUUGAUAAAGUCAGGUAUUUCUUACAUGAAUCUUACGAACCAAAUCAUAUUAUCGAUGUUCUGGAAAAACCGUUUUCAUUAACUAGACACGGAUGGGGAGAAUUUGUUGUUCGCCUACGUUUGUAUUUUAAAGGUAAUAUGAAUGUUCAAACCGACGUUUAUCAUAAAGUCCAUUUAAACAAGGGUUUAGCUGUUGACAUUCCUAUGGUAGCUAAGGAACAAGUUGUCAAGUACAAUUUAUUAUUACAGAAAUAAUUUUUAACUUUACUAUUAUUUAUGUUAUAACAUUGCAUGAUUAUAUUACACUUUACCUAUCCAUCAUCAUGGAUAGACGGAAUAGAGAGUGAUAUGAGGAUAGCUGGGGUGAGUGAAUGAGAUGUAGAAGCUCUAUGGAGGCGUAGGACUAAGGUUGCCGACCCCAAGCAGUUGGUAGUGUAAAGCAAAGAUAAAGAAGAAGAAUACCAACCUAUCCGUCAUCAUGAUGUAGCUUAAUGGGCUUUGAAGGUCCAACCCUGCCAUCAUGAGGUGUUUUCUGAAAUCGCUAUCUGGGUUGUUCGGCAGUCCAGAAAGGGAAAUUGUGGCUCCUUUUUAGUUUUUACCUGAUGGUAUUUCACCCAGCACACUUUACUUAUCCAAUAGUUAAAUUUCUAAUUACUGUCUGUUUCUUUUAUAUUGUACGUUAAUACCAUUGUAACCUAAUAUUUAUUUAUUGUAACUAAGACUAAUAAAACAAAUAUAAUACCUCAACGUGUAAAUAAUUAAUGUAACGCAUUUUGUUUAUAUUAAGUUUACUAAUGGACUCUAAUCCCAUUUUAACAAUUUGUUCCUAUUUUAUUUAAAUUGAUAUUGCUUGUUAAUAAGUACUUUAGAAUUAUUUACAGUUUUCAGUAAUGUAAUUGUAAUAAAUGUUUCACAAAAGGAUAUAUAUCUACUUCGAUUUUUAAUAUUGC